GGUCCUCACGGCCAGUGUGUCAGCCCCGGUUCUCUCGUUAACGAAGUCUGGAUGUGGAGCAGAGCUGUUCACCCGCGGAGCCGCCUCACGUUCACCGGACACCGAGCCCCAGCGGACAGAGCCGCCUCGCCUCCGCAGCGCAGGUGGACUGCAUCUUACCUUCAGAAGCAUCAACUCCAUUUACAUCCCAGUGCCACACACUUCAUGGCAUUGCCAUGUGUAAGCUGACCUAAUCACCACUCUAUAGCCCUUUGGUCCGUCCUAUGUCUGAGGACAGUGAUUCAAAGCACUACCUGUACUCAACCCUGGAAAGUCUAGAGCGGAACCGGGAAAGGAUCAGCUUUCACGUGGAAGAAGAAGAGGGCUCAACCUGCGGCUCUAUUAGCCAACUUAGCCACAUGGCCAGCGGAUACAGCGAGGGUUGUGGGCGGCGGGAUGAGGUCGAGCUGGAACCAGAGUUGGGACUGGCCUCCGAGGGGAGUGACAGCAGUCAUGAGCACCCGGCCUCGCCAGGCUCCCCUCACGACGACAGGAAGCGGCCUCGCCCGACCUUACACGAGGAUGUAGAGAUGGGUGGCAGCGGCUCAAGUGGGAGCGGGACAGAAUCUCAUGGUAACGAGUCGCACGGCAAUGACUCCCAUGGCAAUGAAUCUGUGGGCAGUUCUAAUGGCAAUAGCAAGGAUUCGGCCCUCCAUGAGUCUUCAGGGAGCAACAAGAGCUCAAACUCUCACAGCCCAUCGCCACCGAGCAGCUCCAACGCCUUCAGUCUGGUGAGCUCUGAGCAGGACAACCCAUCGACCAGCGGCUGCAGCAGCGAACAGUCUGCCAAGGCUAAGACUCAGAAGGAACUCUUCAAGACCCUCAAGGAGCUCAAGAUGCACUUGCCGUCGGAGAAAAGGAGCAAGGGCAAGUCCAGCACCAUCAACACGCUCAAGUAUGCACUGCGAUGUGUCAAACAGGUGAAAGCCAAUGAGGAAUACUACCAGAUGCUGAUGAUCAAUGACAGUCAGCCAUCAGGGUUUGAUGUAUCAUCCUACACCAUUGAGGAAAUCAACCGCAUCACUUCUGAAUACACCAUGAAAAACAAUGAUAUAUUUGCAGUUGCCGUCUCACUCAUCACCGGAAAGAUUGUUUACAUCUCAGACCAGGCAGCGUCCAUUCUGAACUGCAAGCGAGAAGUGUUCAACAAUGCCAAGUUUGUGGAGUUCCUAACACCGCAGGACGUCAGCGUGUUCUACAGCUUCACCACGCCAUAUCGGUUACCCUCGUGGAGUAUGUGCACCGGAGCAGAGUCGUCUCCCACGGAGUGCAUGCAGGAGAAGUCCUUCUUCUGCCGCAUCAGUGGCGGUAAGGAGCGUGAAGGAGAUCUUCAGUAUUAUCCUUUCCGAAUGACUCCCUACCUGAUGAAAGUCCAGGAUGCUGAGCUGGCUGAAGAACAGUUCUGCUGCCUCCUGCUGGCAGAAAGGGUGCACUCUGGAUAUGAAGCUCCCAGAAUCCCCCCUGACAAGCGCAUCUUCACCACCACACACACUCCUAACUGUGUGUUCCAGGAUGUGGAUGAGAGGGCUGUUCCUCUGUUGGGUUACCUCCCUCAGGACCUGAUUGGGACCCCUCUGCUGCUCAAUCUGCACCCAAGUGAUCGACCCUUAAUGCUGGCUGUGCACCGCAAGAUUCUUCAGUAUGCUGGUCAGCCCUUCGACCACUCCUCCAUCCGUUUCUGUGCACGCAAUGGCGAGUACGUCACCAUCGACACCAGCUGGUCCAGCUUUGUCAACCCCUGGAGCCGCAAGGUCUCCUUCGUCAUUGGCAGGCACAAAGUCCGGAUGGGUCCUGUGAACGAAGACGUUUUUGCAGUGCCUGCUUUCCACGGAGGGAAAAUCAUGGACUCUGACAUCCAGGAAAUUAGUGAACAGAUCCACAGGCUGCUGCUCCAGCCCGUCCACAAUAUGGGCUCCAGCGGUUAUGGUAGCCACGGCAGCAACGGUUCUCACGAGCAACUUGUGAGCAUCAGCUCGUCCAGCGAGAGCAACAAGAACAUGACCCUUGGGGUCGCAGCGGAGGAGACGGGCAAGGCCAAGCCGCCCAGGACAUUCCAGGAGAUUUGUAAAGGGGUCCACAUGGAGAAGAACCAGGAUUCCCAGGUCUGCUUGCACUCCCCCUCAUCACUACCGAGCAGACCUGAGCAGAAGAAGACCACUGACGCAGCUCAGAAGAGUCCACCAGGGCGUCUGAAGGACUCUGCGCCCCAUCUUCAGGUCAGAGACAGUACUGCAGCCGCCACAGAGGACUUCACCUGCAAGGACCAGAGCGUUUGCUCCUACCAGCAGAUCAGCUGCCUCGACAGUGUCAUCAGGUACCUAGAGAGUUGUAACACCCCCAUCACUGUCAAGAGGAAGUACCAGUUCUCCUUGAACACCAACUCCUCCAACUCAGAUGACGGCAAGAAGGGCUCAGAGGAUGCCAUGCACAUGGUUCAGGAUACAAACACAGAUCCUUUGAUGCUGGACCCCCAGCCAGGCCUGUCAAACAUGAAAGCACCUAAAAAGCCUCCAUCUGGGGCCGCUGCAGUGGUAGGAGGCCCCCUGGCCCCCCUCACUCUACCCAGCAAGGCUGAGAGUGUGGUGUCCAUCACCUCGCAGUGCAGCUACAGCAGCACCAUUGUUCAUGUGGGAGACAAGAAGCCUCAGCCAGAGUCUGAGAUAAUUGAGGAUGUGGCGGAGAGCCCAGCUCCUCCAGCUCUGCCCGUCAGCAUGGUGUCUCCACUAAGCCAGGAAAAGGAAGCCUACAAGAGGCUGGGACUGACCAAGCAGGUGCUGGCAGCACACACACAAAAAGAAGAGCAGGCCUUCCUCAGCCGCUGCAGAGAACUCUGCAACGUCAGGAGCUUCCAGAAGGACUGCACCAAAUAUCUGCACAAGCAAAGAGGCCAAGCCAACGCUGAAGAAUCCUCUGGACCUCGAGGUGCUAUCAAACAGGGCACCACCAGACCUGAGACCACCGCCAAGAAGGGCAACCGUAGCAGGAAGUCAAAGAAGCCACGAAUGAAGCAUCCUGAUUCGUCAGACAGCGCCGUGUCUAACCGCAAACCCAGGCCCCCUCUCCAGGGACUCAACCAGACCUCGUGGUCGCCGUCUGAAGCCUCUCAGUCAGCUUUCAGUGUCUCCUACCCUGCCAUGGUGCCUGCAUACCCGCUCUACUCCUCAGCACCCACUGCCCCCGCUCAGCCCCCUCAUCUUGACCCAUCACUUUCCACAGGCUUUGGAGAGGGGCAGAGCGCUCAAGCUCCGCCCACAGCCACUCCGUUCCCCACCCCUAUUGUCACACCAGUGGUGGCUCUGGUUCUGCCAAAUUACCUCUUCCCCCAAAUAGGACAAAUAGGGCAGAUGGGGGCUGCUCCCAGUCCAGCUUUUUUUCUUGAGCAGUCCCAAACGCAACCUGCGUACACAACCCAGCAGCCCUUUCAGCCGCCGCAGUCAGCAUACACCAUGCAAACACAACCCCCCUUCACUAACCAACAGCAGUUCCCUGUGCAGACUGCCUAUACCCCCCAACAGCCAUUCCAAGUGGCUCAGACCGCCUACACUACCCAGCAGCCUUUUCAGGCCCCUCAGACUGCCUACCCUGCCCAGCAGCCCUUCGCGGCCCAGCCUUCAUUCCCUGUGCAGACUCAGUUUGUCAGUCAAACCCCUUAUCCAGCGCAGCCUUUCUCCUACAGCCUAAACCACGAGCCCCCGAAAGUCCCAGUCAUGGAAUCCCGAGAAGGGGGGGCAUCACGUUCCUCCACACCAAUCUCUGCGACCCGGGAGCCAGCAACGUCACCACCGCUGUUUGAGUCGCGGUGUAGCUCACCUCUGCAGCUCAAUCUCCUGAGCAUGGAGGAGGGGCAGCGGUUAGUGGAACGUCAGGACAGCACAGCGCCAUCUGCUGGAUGUCAGGGCAGCAGCACAGCAGCAGCAUCAGGAGCCGGGGCAGGAGGGGAGAAGAACGGCGGCACAGCCAAGACUGAAAACUAUCAACAGGUGGAGUCUCCAGGAGAUGAGGCUCACAGCGAGGGUAACUCCUCGUCCUGCGACCUGCUGGACAUCCUGCUGCAGGAGCAGGAAGACUCUCACUCCGGCACUGGAUCGGCCACGUCUGGGUCCAUGGGCUCGAGAUCAGGCUCCGGCUCAGGAUCAGGAUCCGGAUCAGGCUUGGGCUGCAAUGGCUGUGGUACCUCAGCGAGUGGAGCCUCUGGCAGCAGAACAGGAAGCAGCAACACCAGCAAAUACUUUGGCAGCGUUGACUCCCUGGAACAUGACCCCAAGACGAAGGCCAAAACCAAGGCUAGGAGCAAAGAAGGCUCUGAAGUUUGCCAGUCACAGACCAAAGUCGAUGGAGAGCAUUUAAUCAAAUACGUUCUCCAGGAGCCCCUCUGGCUGCUCAUGGCCAAUGCUGACGACAAGGUCAUGAUGUCAUAUCAGAUGCCAUCGAGGGACAUUCAGAAGGUCCUGCGGGAAGACAAGGAGAGACUGAGGCAGAUGCAGAAGAGCCAGCCUCAUUUCUCCUCGGACCAGCGACGAGAGCUGCUGGAGGAACACCCCUGGAUGAGGAGGGGAGGUCUGCCUGCUACUAUCAACGUGAAGGAGUGUGUGUACUGUGAGGACACAGUAGGGCCGCCCAUCGAGGAGGACCUGCUGGACAUGGACAUGGGAGAGCUGAGCGACGAACUGAGCCAAGAGGGUCAGAACAACCAGAACCAGCCAAAGGGUUCUCAACCCCGACCAGACUCUGGUUCCUGAACACACAACACUUACCCUCACGUCGCCAGCAGGGGGACACAAAAAGACUUGACCAGCCAUGGACCCUCAUGAUGCACACACAUUGUGUGAGAUGUGACUUUUCUCACAGAAACAUACAUACAAGCAAACAAGCAGAACUUAUGAAGAUAUGCACUGUUUGUGUGUAUGUGUGAAUGUGUGUGUACUUAACAUAGGAUUGCUAUUGGAGUGCAGUUUUCAAUGCACACACACAGAGGGCGCUAGUGCUUUACAGUACCUUGUUCAGUUCACACACUCUGAAAUGAUCCAGGGUGUGUGGCUGGUGACCUUUAACCUCUGAGACCUUUGACCAUCCUCGCUGUCAGAGGCUGAGCUCUACAGCAAAACGAAGAAAAGAAAAUGUCAGUGGACAUUUUUUAAAUACAAAUAUGUUAUUCUGACAAAAUAAUGGUCAUUAAACACCAAUUUCGAGGUGUUCCCAGAAUACCCUCUGUUUUCCCAUCAGGAAAAGACAAGUUGUGGUGCUCAUUGGAUGAUGUAAUAUCCAGGCGGUGGUAGCACUUGACUCAACAGCCGCUUGGAAACUUGGAGAUGACAAUCUGGCACCCAGUGCAAAUCUGAUCCUAGAUGAAAUCGUAUUUAUUUUUUACCAGAAGAUGUAUGAAGUAGUUAUUUUAAAGCUAAAGCCAAAUCGACUCAGCUGAAAGAUGGUACUCACGAGAACAGUUUACAUGUGUUUACAGUUAACACAGCAGGAUAUUUAAAGUCACUUAAGGCUUUAACUAAAAACUGGAGCUUACUUGUCCGCAUGACUAAAAAACCUCAGAGUGUUGUGGACCACUGCAGACCUUAAAACGGCUGAAGAAGCUGCUGAAAAUGAUUUUUGUUGCAUUUAAAACACUUUACGUCGUUACGUCGAUGAUGCACAACGAGCAGCGGGCGACAGGAUGUAGAGACCUAAGGUUGCCAAUCAAGUUCAAAGCUCAAGAAAUGUUUAUUUUUUCUAAGAUCCAAGAUCUACUUGCUUUUCACCUCCACUUUGUUUCUAGGUGAUACAGUCUGUUUCCUUUUUAUAGAUAGAAACACACACACACACACACAUAUAUAUAUACUCUUGUAAAAUAAUGUAAAGUAAUAUUCUUGUCCUGUCUGUAUGGUGCAGCUCUACUACAAAUUGUCAUUUUUGAACAAAUCAUUACCAUUUUAGGGAUUUAUUCAUUAUGCAAAGUUACAUUGCCUCCAACUGCACCCUUUAUAGAUUAGGUUCUGUGGACUGGACUUCACCUCCACACAGAGAAACUUUCUUUUUUCUACUAUACUGGCCUCGUUCAAGCGUCAAGCUGCGGACUACCAGUCAUAAGUCUCAGCAGGUGUCUGUGCCGUAGUACAGCUUCUCAAGUGCUGUAAAAGCAGUUUGACGCCAGGGGGGACCAUGAGCACUGAAAUCGUGUAGCGUGGUGGGAAAACAGCUUCACGGUUGUAGCACAUAAUGGGACCAUGUUGGCGUCAGUGAGCUUCUGUAGAAACCAGGCUUACACAGGAAACCGUGCCGGGCCCCUCGCCUUCCGACACGUAGUAGUGAAGAAACUUGUACACGUUGCCUCCGUGUAGGUGAUGUGAACAGUGUGAGAACUGGGAACAACUUUGGUGCUAAGGUAGAGAAACAGUCAGGGCAGGGCUUUUGAAUGUAACACAGACUGGACCCGAGAUCAUCUGAUUGGGUUCGUUUGUUUCUUCUCUUUUGUUUCGUUUUUUAUUUUUAUUUCCUGUUCACUUUUCAGAACUUUUUUUUGUAUUGCUCUGUUUUAUUUGUCUAACGAAGGAAAGAGGCUUUUUAUUUGUUUGAACGUCACUGGGGAUGGACCCUACCUCUAACAAAUCCCAUGUCAUGUUACUGUAAGCAGAACACAGCGUGUACGCAUGUCCGCAAAGCACAGCGGACAGAGCGGUCGGAGAUUCCUGUGAUUGACAAGUGUCUCUGCCUCGGAGCAGCAGUGGUUUGUUGACUCCUGCUGUUCCUAUGGAUGGGUGCAAAGAGAAGACAGGCCCCCCGAAACCACCUUAAACAACUGCAGUCUAUCUCUUUCAUUCAUCUUCUCGUGUAUGUCAAAGGGAUCGGGCCUCCAACGCUCACCUCUGUCUACACCAGUGAGAAUGUAAGAAUGUAAUUUAACUCACGUCUUCAAUGCACGUUUUUUUUAGCCUCACUUUUCUCCUAAGGCCUAACAGAGAGGGAAAUGCAUUUAAAAUGUAAUACACACUGGUGGGCUGUUAGAAGCACCCUGAUCUGUAAAUGCAGACAGCUCUGGCACACGAUGUCGUGUGUUGUCUUGUAAAUUGGUUUUAUUGCCACUGUAUGAAUCUUUGGUUGAUUAAACUAGCACAGUUCUGUGCGUUAUUUUGUAGUUAAAAUGUGUUGUUUGACACGUGGAAACAAUGUUGUAAUAAAAAC
Molecule: messenger RNA, 7209 nt
Organism: Paralichthys olivaceus (Japanese flounder)
Lineage: Eukaryota; Metazoa; Chordata; Actinopteri; Pleuronectiformes; Paralichthyidae
Product: period circadian protein homolog 2
Biological process (GO): entrainment of circadian clock by photoperiod; negative regulation of transcription by RNA polymerase II; circadian regulation of gene expression
Cellular component (GO): cytoplasm; nucleus
Molecular function (GO): transcription cis-regulatory region binding; transcription corepressor binding
Source: RefSeq, a predicted model, not a curated record